Molecule: messenger RNA, 1056 nt
Organism: Drosophila sulfurigaster albostrigata
Lineage: Eukaryota; Metazoa; Arthropoda; Insecta; Diptera; Drosophilidae
Exons: 3
Coding region: 274-960 (228 amino acids)
Source: RefSeq, a predicted model, not a curated record
UUCGAUAAGACUGAAAGUACAUUGAAAUCAACAAAAUAUAUUUAUUUUAUGCACAAAAAAGUGAAAACAAAUUAAAUACGUUUUACAAAGUGAUAAUUCAGUUAAAUAUAUAUGAGUGUGUACUUGCAAAUGCUCAUUUUCAAUUAUAAAUAAUGGUAGCUCCAAACUACUGAUGCUGCAGACCUGUUGGAUCUAAAAAGCUGGAAAAUUCUCAUACAACACAAAUAAUAUUUAAAGUUAAACAACACUUUGUUAAGAUAUCUAUGCUGCAGAAUGUCUAGCGAAGAAUCAACGGCUGCAAGCAAAGCAUCCAAAUCUUUUAAGGAUAGAAAAACAUUUUGGUACACGGUCGAUGAAAUCAGCGAAGAAGGAACAUGCCCCAGCUGUGGCCGAUCGAUGGAUAAGUUUAAAAAUGUAACUGCGCAUGUUAAACGCUGUUUUAGCAUCAAGAAAAUCGGACCCAUCUAUCGGCUUCAUGGCUACGUUGAAUGCAAAUGCGGACUUUUGAUAGCCGACAACACCAAGGCCAAGAAACUGCAUCUGUGUACAGGCGAAGUGCCAGCUUUUGAGCCAGAAUUGAACUAUGAACAACUAAAACCGUCUCCAGCAUUAUCGCUGUCAAUAGAUCAGGGAUCGACUGCUAAUCGCCUGACGGCGUCCAGUCCUUGCUUGGAAGAAAAAAAACAGCUACCGAAACCUUGGAUACGCAACUUUGUGUCACCAUUCAAAUUAGAUGUGGAGAACAUGCCGGAGAACACGAAACCGGAACCGCGAGUUCGCAACUUCGAUAUGCCAUCUAAUAGAUUAGAGCCACAGAAUGUGAGCGUUUACUCAAUAAGCUCGAAUAAUGGCGCCAUAUUUGUGACGGGACAAUCGCCGAAAUCAGGCAAAAAGAGUGUGAUUUUAAUACAGAGACCAAAACUGCGAUUGCCACGACUCAAAGGCAGCAAGUACAGUUAGAUUUCUGAUGAGAUGAUAUCCAUAUUCUUUUUAUAUUUUUUAUUCAUUUUCUACAACGAGAAUAAUAUGCUUGUUUUUUUAUACAUACUGUAAAUA